Messenger RNA from Klebsormidium nitens, 1491 nucleotides. The record is from the annotation of a GenBank genome assembly. Lineage: Eukaryota; Viridiplantae; Streptophyta; Klebsormidiophyceae; Klebsormidiales; Klebsormidiaceae.
CUGCCAUCUCCUUUCAACAGCAUUGCUCAGCAGUCGGAAUUUGCUGGAGACACUGGCGCCACUGGCACUGGCACCAACGUACUUGGCGCCAGAAGGAAGCUCUUUGGUCUUCAGCUUUCAGGGGAUACUUGUGGAGAGCAACCUUCCACAUAGCGCAAUGGCGUGCCGCAGGGCUACACAUGCUGGGAGCUGGUACACGGAUGAUCCGGACGAACUGUCUGCGGAGUUGGACGCUUGGCUUGAGGAGGCGGCAGCAAAGGUUCCACGGAGCAAUCCAGAACAUGCCAGAGCCAUCAUAGCACCGCACGCUGGGUACCGCUACUCAGGAAGGUGUGCAGCAUAUGCCUUCUCACAGAUUGACCCGACCAAAGUGAAGCGAAUCUUCCUCCUCGGCCCCUCGCAUCACUACUACACACGGCGGUGCGCCCUGUCCAAUCUUGCUGCGUACAGGACACCGUUAGGCGACAUCACCAUUGAUGCCACAAUCUAUGCGGAGCUGCGGGCCACUGGCGAGUUUGAGGAGAUGACGUCACAGGUGGACGAAGCGGAGCACAGCAUGGAGAUGCACCUGCCGUACAUCUAUAAAGUGUUUGCGGGGCGACCGUUCACGUUGGUCCCCAUUCUAGUUGGCUCCAUCUCUGCGGACACGGAAGAGCGAUACGGGCGGCUGCUGUCGAGAUACUUUGACGACCCGCAAAACUUCUUUUGCAUCUCGUCGGACUUUUGCCACUGGGGGCAGAGGUUUAGCUACACGUACUACGAUAAGAAGCUGGGUCCGAUUUACAAGUCGAUCGAGGCCCUCGACCGGGACGGGAUGGACGUCAUCGAAACGGGCGACCCCGCGAGCUUCACCGCCUACUUGCAACAGUACGAGAACACCAUCUGCGGUCGCCACCCGAUCGGCGUGCUGCUCCAUGCACUACAGCACAGUCGAACGAAGAUGCAGAUCCGCUUCACACAGUACGAGCAGUCAAGCCGGUGCAAAACCAUGCGAGACAGCAGUGUAAGCUAUGCCUCCGCGGUAGCCGUUCCGUCAAACUUGGGCAAGCCGACUGCAUGAUUAUAUACAAAUUAUGUGGAAUCUCUAGGAUGACGCAGCUAGAUCGCAAAGUGUACAUACAGGUCUACUCUUGAGAUCAAAUAGGGGUUCUGGGAAGCCGAUUGGGAACGGGACUGCUGCAAAAGCGUACCCUGAUGGGGACAGCGCGUUGCAACUUGCACAAACAGAAAAGGAGUUGCUUUGUAAUUUGGUCAAAGUCUGCUGACAAUCAUGUAAUCUACGUUCCAGUUUGUUAGACAGCUCUUCGCCCGUAUAGAACAGAAAUCUGACCCGUUUCUUGGGCUGACAAGUCAACGCGUAUAACAGUUGCUCACGCUGCCAAGAAUGAUACCCCGCAAGAUUGGCGUAUACUUUGGAAGGUUGUUGGAAGGUCAAAGUAUUACAGGUCGAAGAUCGGCUCGAGUCGCGUAUGGUAAAAAGUCUCGUUCACA